GUGAUAGACCCGUUGUGGGGAGUGGCGGACCCAUUGUGGGGAGUGGUAGACCCGUUGUGGGGAGUGGUAGACCCGUUGUGGGGGGUGGUGGACCCGUUAUGGGCAGUGGUGGACCCGUUGUGGGGGGUGGUGGACCCGUUAUGGGCAGUGGUGGACCCGUUGUGGGGGGUGGUGGACCCGUUAUGGGCAGUGGUGGACCCGUUGUGGGGGGUGGUGGACCCGUUAUGGGCAGUGGUGGACCCGUUGUGGGGGGUGGUGGACCCGUUGUGGGCAGUGGUGGAC
Molecule: messenger RNA, 282 nt
Organism: Suillus subaureus
Lineage: Eukaryota; Fungi; Basidiomycota; Agaricomycetes; Boletales; Suillaceae
Exons: 1
Source: RefSeq, a predicted model, not a curated record